Molecule: messenger RNA, 207 nt
Organism: Penicillium crustosum
Lineage: Eukaryota; Fungi; Ascomycota; Eurotiomycetes; Eurotiales; Aspergillaceae
Exons: 1
Coding region: 1-207 (68 amino acids)
Source: RefSeq, a predicted model, not a curated record
AUGAUUGGAGGUGCGGGACUUGCUCCCAAUUCCGCGCCGACCGAAGAAUUACGAAAGUCCAGCUACAAGAACGGAUUGGGAGGAGUUGAGGCAGAUGAUUCACAGAUCAUUGGAGCAGCUUUUCUUGACUUGCAGUAUGCCGUUCUAAAUGGGAGAGUGCCACGUCCUCUCCUGCCUGGUUCAUCUCCAUCGCGCUGGUCAGAGUGA